Messenger RNA from Spodoptera exigua (beet armyworm), 8959 nucleotides. NCBI's taxonomy places the organism in Eukaryota, Metazoa, Arthropoda, Insecta, Lepidoptera, Noctuidae. The record is from the annotation of a GenBank genome assembly.
GUUUGGAGUACAUCCGCUCAGAGUGGCCGCGAAGCGCUCACGGUGACGACGUUCUAGCGACACGCUCCAUACAUGCAGUUAAAUACGAUAACAACAAUUUGUAUUCACUGUGAUCGUUUAUCUAAAAUGGAUUGCGGCGACCUAACUUAAGUGCAAUAGUUUGUGAUAAGUGCUGAACAAAACCAACCCGCAAAGGGAAUAAAAUGUAAACAGACACCUUAUAUCUGAUAUUAUCAUCAGCUAUUUUGUGAAACAGUGGUUUGUUGUUUUUGUUGUGCUUACAAAUGAAUAUGGAAACAAGACAUUACUGGGAGGAGAACGGGCAUUCCGUCAAAUAUGACAAUUAUAAUUCUAACGACGGUUUCGGCCGUGUUGCUGGCGAGCAGCUUAACUUCGCCGCGCCAUCGGAAGACGAGGCGGAGUACCCGCCCGGAGCCUACUUGAAGAAGGGGAAGCAAGACCCGAUGUCGCACCGGAUCAUAGAGAAGCGUCGCCGGGACCGAAUGAACAACUGCCUGGCAGACCUGUCGCGGCUCAUUCCGCCCGAGUACCUGAAGAAAGGCCGCGGCAGGGUCGAGAAGACAGAAAUCAUCGAGAUGGCCAUACGCCACCUGAAGUACCUGCAGGAACGCGCGAACGGUUCGUACGGAAAGCGCGCUUAUUUGGUAAAAUCAGUUAGUUAUAAUUGGAAAACAACAGGAAAGGUACUUUUGGAUUAAGCUCCAACCCGUCAGAUCUUUGAUUCCGUUCUGUGAAUGACGAAAAAAGUCGUACGUAUCCAUAUGCUAUCUCCAACGCCAUCCAUCGUUGGAUCCAACGUUGGCCACAUUCGGCGCUAUGCUACCACUAUUUUCUAACAUUUGACGUCAUAGAUAGGAAUUGAUCGAUCUAAUUGGUUGGAGUGUUUGAAAUUUAAUACAAAUUGUAUACGGGCUUGGUUUUGCGAAGGACCGAAACGGCAAAGAAAUGUCGCAGAUUCAAGCCCUAGUUGUUUUUUAUUUUAUUUUUCAAUUAUUUCUAACAUAGUCUUGUAUUUGCCGAGGCACACAACUAUUCCAGUUUAACAUUAAGAGUAACAUUAUAAUGAGGGUCAAAACAUAUUAUACUCCGACUCUUGUUGCUGCCUGGUGAAUAAAAGACUUUUUAUAUUUCACUUACAAACAACAAAUGAGUAUUUAAAUCAUUUCUUGUUGCCCCACACCCGAAACUUUUAGUUUUUGUACAGUACUCACUGGAAGUCUGCAGUAAAAUUAAAAUUCUUUUACAAAAUCCUAAAUAUUCCGAUUUUUUAAAAUCACUCUCGUUAGGUAACGUUUACGUUAUAGGUUGCCGGUUCAAACUUCUUACGACAUGGUUUUCUUCAGAAGCUUUCAAAUGUUUUAAGAUUGAUGUCAGAAUACAAAGGAAAUAAGCAAGCUAGCUACAUAAAUCCUUUAAAAUAAUAACACUAUAUCGUAUUCCUGCAUGAUCUCUGAAUAUUUAAAGUUAUACUCGUUUAACAAGAGCAUUAAAUAUGUAUCAAUCGCAAACAGAAAAGAAACUGUUUUGUGAACUAAAAAAGAAUAUAAAUCAUAACUAAUACCUAUUUGGAAAAACAUUUAUUUAGUAGGGCAUCAACGACAUAUAUCAGUAUCUAUAAAAUCCGGCUUUGGAUGGAUUAUUAAAUUCGAAAAGUAUUAAAAGAUCUUAACUAUAUCUUAGCAGAGUUAAUAAUUAGCUACUUACAUUGAGCCAGUUUUAAAAGAGAGUUACGUUUUACGCGGACCAUUCAUUUCAAAUUUUGAGGCAUUUCAAGCUAGUAGCGUAACAAAGUUUUUGUAUCACGUUUAAAUGUAAAGUAAACAAAACUUAUUCAUUAAUAUUGUUAAGUGUAGUCACGUGGCGGUUUGCGUCACCGCGUAAUAAAAGUAGCUAGACACAUUAGUAUUUCAAGUUGUCAUGAAUAAAUCAAUUUUAAACAAGUGAAAGCAAAUUAUACAUAAUUUCAUUAUCAAGGUAAAGCUUCCUAAGCGUCUUAAAUUAAAAAAUCUGACUCAAAAAUUCUCAAAAACUAUUUUAAUUGAUGCCCGAUGAUUUCUCAUCACAUUUCAUCCUUCGCGCGUAAACCAUACCAACCUCAGAACGUAGAUAUUUUUUAAUAAUCAAAGGCAUAUUCAAAUGAGAAAUUUGUCCUCAUGAAUUUACAAAAACAUUAUUUCACGUGGUUUAUGCCCGAAUAACAUUUACAACAUGAAAAUCGCAGCACCGGAUCACCAAUCCAUUAAAAGCCCCAUCUGACUAAAACAUCGCAUCUCACUAUCACCAUUAAGGUUUAAAGAAACACGCUUAUUAUUUAACACUGAAGAACGCUAAUGUUGUUGGGAGUUCCCGCCGGAAGAUGUUCCAUCUUCGCGUGGGGUUCUGUUGUAGCUGCUGACCGAGGAGUGGGGGAGGAGCACUUCAGGGCUGGCUACCAGGACGCGGUGGCCGAGGUCAUGCGCUUCCUAGUCGAGGUGCACGGUUACGGGCCAGGAGACGGCCUGUGUGUGCAACUAGCCGCGCAUAUGCAGAGGCACUGCGAGGCCGUUGCUAAAGGUGAACCCUUACCGCGCGACAAGCAGCGUUCACACCCUGGCUCUUCCUCGGAAACGGCGAGUUCGUCAAGUAGUUCGCACGGCUACACUAUGAAGCCCGGAGUGAUCGCGCAGGCGCCGCCCCCCGCGCCGCCUCCCUUCGCCCCUGAACCCUACGAGGAGCGCCCCCAAGAACACCCAUACUCCAUGGAAUGUGAUCGAGUAUCAGUGGCACCGACACCCAUGGCAGGAGAAGGAGAAAGUUUACCAGAAUCGGAGCCUCUACCGCUGGACGGGCGACGCAAGCGAGGCGAGCCGACCCUACGAGCCGUGAGGAAACCGGACCACACCGAAGAUUACCUGCAUUCCUACAAGUUCAAAAACUCCAUUGAAAGACGAUUUUCACGAUCACAAGACACAGAGGCGGCGGAUAUGUUGGCCCGCACUGCGCACGCGCACGGUAAAGUGUACUCGCACAAGCGGCGACGCGCCACGAAGCCGGCGCCGUCCACGUCCACGUCCAACUCCGGCUCCACGGAGGACGCUAGGGACACCUCGCCACAGGAUACAUCGAGUGAAUCACCUCAUCACCAUCAUUAUGACAAACCACCUCCUCCGGCGCAGUACGUCCCAGUUUUCGCGUUGAAUGCUCUUGGAAAAUAUUACGUUCCGCUAAGUGUGGACUACGCGUGCCUUCAAAGGCACCUUGGUCCUUACGACGUGCUGGACGCUCGGGCAGUUCACCUGGCAGCUCCGCUGCACCCAGUGACGAUCCACGUCAACUUUCAGCCCUGUCUCAAUUACCACGUCAAGCGGGAACCCAACGAGCGAGACCAAUGGCGAGCUGUAUAAGUGAGACACUUACCCAGUGCCUAAAUCUGAGCUACGGUCGCCAUAUUUACAGUAACGGCGCCAAAAUUUGAACAUGACAGCUAAUAUUUUUAAAAUAUUUCAAUCCUAAAAAUGAGCCUUAUAGCGAAGCUAUUUUUCGGAAUACAUAUAUUUUUCUAUCAAAUGAAAUAACAGAUAUUUUUGAGAUCACGUAUUUGUAAUAAACAUAGAGUCAACCUUUUUACAUCUAAAGAUCCGCUGCAAACAUUUAUGAAAUGCGCGAAAAAGGUGUAAUUCGUUGAAAAGACAACAACGAUUGGCCAAAAUAACCGUGAAAAGUUAUCUUAUCGAUUUUAGAAAUGUUAGUUCAGCUGUGUUUUGUAUAAGUGUUAUCAGUCUCUCCAGCUGUUCUAGUCAAAUGUGAGUCAAAUCCAAAAUUAAGUGCAAUGUGGAACGUUGCAAAUGUAAAUAUUUACAUAUAACAACAAAUCUUCAAAUUUUGGUAAAAAAUAGUUUAUUCUGUGGGCAAAUCCUGAAGACAUUAUUAAUUGUAAGUUUUAAGCUAUGAACACAUUUUGCCCACAGUUUCCACGGCGGCGUACUGUGAAUUUAUUUGAAGGACUAAUAAUGGUGUGGACAAUGUUUUCAGUGUUCUUAGUUACGGCUGUGAUAUGUAAAGAGUAGUCAAAAUAUAGCUGACAGCUGUGGUGCAUUAUUAACAGUAAAGGAGGGUGGUUCGACAUUUGAUACUUGCUAUAUUAGUAUAACAGUACAGUAUAAAAUUAGAAUUAAAAUAAUGGGAAUGAUGUGUCAGUGACUAAAUCAUUCUUGUUUUACUUUUGUAUAUAUUAUGUUAAAAUAUUGUGCUGCUGUAUCAAUGCAGAAACAUCCUUGUACCAACUGAUGAUAACUCUCCUCAGAGAUCAGACGUUACUAAUAAUUUGAAACACUAUUUUAAGCUGAUUCAAGGCCUAAGAAAUUUAUUUUGUAAGACAUGUUUUCCCACCAAAUUCCCAUAGCCCUGAUAUGCGCUUCAUCCAUAAUGCAUUAAGCAUGUAAAGGAGCUGCUAAAUAUUGUUUCAAAUAUUUUUAAUUUUACUUAGUGUUUGGAGGUAGUGGUGGAGUGUGGUGUCUACUUGAGGACAAGAUAAAGACUGAGGUUUUUAUUUAGCGGUAAAGUUAUCAUUGUUUUACAUUGGAUUCUCACUCAAAAUAUUAUUUACCGCAGGUUAGAGUUCAAUGUGCAAAGAAGUGUCAAAUUUUACGUAAAUUUAGUUCUAAAUAUAAUUUAAAAUAGUCUGUUAAAUGUAUACUUUAUUAUAUUUUGUAAAUACAUUAAACUUGUUUAAGUAAUAAAUGUUAUAAAUACUUGACAGAGUUGUGUUUAUUAUUUGUUUCAGUUGAGUAUUAACACAUUGUGUGAUGAGACAUGGAUUAAAGGAAAGGCACUACAUUCAAACGAAGAUUUUAUGUAAUUAAUUAUCAUAACAUCUUUUAUUCUCUAGUAUUAUUUUAAAUUUUACAUGCUUAGUUAAAACAUUGAGAAAGAAAUAAUAAUAUUUAACAUCUGGAUAAUAUACAGCUUUCUAUUUACGAUCCACUUAGCGUUAAAAAAUUAUAUUAAUAUAUAUUGCAAAAUAUUCCAUUGUUACAUCGAAUACCUUACAUGAAACAUAUCCAACGGGGGAGCGGGACAAGCCGAAGGUGGGUGCGAUCACAAGGAGUGGGAAGUACCAAUAAACUAGCUUCAUAAUAUGGCAAACGAUAGAGAGUGCGCUUUUUGUUCACCAUAACAAAAUAUAGCUUUCACUUAACAUUAACUAUUAUAAUAUAUACAAAGACGCUUCUCUACGGGUUGAUAUAAUUAAGAAAUUUUUAUCACAAAGAUUUUCAUCUAAUAUACUACAGAAACAUUAAAAUGUUGGACUGCGUUUUGUUGCCUGUACACAAUUCUAUGUACAUUUUACUGGGCUGCCGUCGGGUGAACAUUAAAACUACAAAUAUGUCAAAUUCUACAUAAAGUUCCUACUUUAGUUUAAUUUGUAACGCGAGAUAAAGAAGACUAGUUGGAAGUACUAUUUGCUUUAGAGUACGCACACCAAAACGCAUUCCGACAGUAGAUAUUAAGCAAUUAAUUUACAUUUUAUAAACCAGAUCGAAAUAUUUACAAAUCUAUUAGACAGACACCGACACUGUGGCUCCAGUCGGGCUGAGAAAAUGCUGAAACAUUUCAUAAUAAAUCUACAUUUGAUUCAAUAAAAAAAAAUCAUAAAAAUCUUCCUACAAUAUUCUUUUUAUACAAUACAAAAAUAAUAAAAUCAUGGAUUAAAUAAAGCUGUUAAAAUAUAUUUUCUGUGUGUUAACAACUAUGUGUAUUUGCCUUCGAGGCGUAUUAUUGCAACGUAUUUCACUAGAAUCUAAUAUUUUAAGAUUAUGCGUAAAACACUUAAUUUUUAAGUGGUAGCUUAGUGACGGCCCGACAUCGCGGGUAAGUAAAUAAAGGAAGUGCAACUAUAUAGACUUUCUAAAUGGCUGCACGAAAUAGGAAAUUAUUAGUUGUAAUAAAUGACAACUUCGAUAUGUACUUUUAGACACACGCCUCACAUGGGUUUAAUGAAAUAUAAUAAAUAAAAAUUUAAUCAUAAUCGAACAUUUCAUCGUGAAUUAAUUAAGUCACCGGAAUUGCUAGUUGACAAAUAAAUAGUACAUAUUGUAUGUAAUUGACACGCAAUAAGCAGCAACUUUCGCUAGACAUUAUUUGACAGACCUCAAAAAGCACACAAUCUAAUUACAAAAAGGGUUCCCUAUAAAAACCAAUUUCCUGGAACCCACAAUAGAAAAUUUGAGCAACAAUUUGGAUGAAACGUCAGACACUGGGCUUAUAAACGUAGUUUGACUACAUAGAUUUUAAUCCUAAAUUGCAACAAUAUUCACAGUUCGAUUUACCUAAGUAGUGGAAUCCACUAAUAAAAUAGAAACACCGACAAGUAAUUACCACUAUCAAAAUACCAGCGCCUAUAAUUUAAAAAGAGAAGCACGAAAUAUAAAUACGAAGAAUUUCUUUUACAAAGAAUUAUUGCAUUCGGUUAAUUAUUGCAACCUUGGUCACAGGCGAAAUUAUAGUAGAAAUGUUUAGAUGAAGCAAAUUAUCAAUUGUACAUGUAACAUUCGUUUCAAUACUCACAGAGUACCUACUCAAUUACACUAAAUAUUUAGUUAUUAAUUAGACUAAACGUGUAACACCUGUUUAGGCAACAAUCGCACUGGGAAUAUUAGGAAGCAAGUUCCGACUGCAUUCAGUCACAUCAGUGCUAAAUGUCGCGUACAAGCAGAGAUGUAAACUAAAACUAGACCUACCUAAAUAUAACAAACAGAAUAUUUUGCAAGUGCCUGGUCAAAGCUUCCUUAGAUCACUGGGUGCUUCUGUGAUAAACACUAUUUUAGCCCGAGGUUAUUCACAACAUCGAUUCGUUGUUAUUAUAGAAGUAUAUACAAGCGGCAACACAUUAACAAUUGUAAAUAUAACGGCACUCUUACAGCAAUAAACAAAAUAUCGCAGUGUUUUCAGUGUUCAACUCUGCAGUUUAGUUCUUACAAAAUAACGUAAGGUUUGUAGAGUAAAUCAUCUAAACUGCAGAGUUUAAAAAUUAUGGUUUACAUUUGUUAAUAUCAUGCGGUGUACGCAGCGUGUUACAAACAGCUGGCUCGCCUAUGACACGGAACAACACAAAACAAUGUACACGGUACAUAUUUCAUCUGAACCUCCGCACUUUGUAUUGUAACACACUGCAAGUCCGGGUUCCGGUAUAAGGAUAUAAUUAACGAAGAGCACACAGUACUAACAAGUAAUCAGUACUAUUUAUAAACUGCUUUCAUGUAUUAAUUUGCUGUAUCAAACAGAACAGGUAUAAUUCUAAGGGUAGUAGUACUAGUGUGAUUGCAAUUUAUAUCAGUCAAAUUCACGACCUCGUUUAUCCAAUUUGGAUGCAAAAGCCACGUUAAACUAAAACAUCGGUCACGACACCACUUGGCAACGCUGCAAUAUUAAACAAUUUAUAUUUUACUAUGAACAAAACCGUCCACAUAUAAUACUUGAAACAUAACCAAUAAAUAUUUACUUUCGAUCUAUGCAGAGAAAUGGUGCCGGGUGGUGUCGCGGACAAUGCAUCGAGCACUAUUACCCAGCUGCCUCAACAUUCGUCCUUGUGAUGAUGGACCAAAGAAAUAAAUCUUUGCACAAUACACUCUACUUAAAUUAUAACACAGAUUUAACCUCUACAAAUGGCUAAUGCGAGAAUGCGUAUCUGUAUUGAAACGACUCUAAAUUACACGUGAAACCUCUAACACUAACAAGAGACCUAGAACUAGGACGAGCCCUCGGACCCCCUAUAUAUGCUAGAAAACAUAAAACAAAUAAUAAAAACAACUAUAAUUUACUUAAACAUUAUGCGUACAAAAAUCCUAGCCGUCAUUCCCUAAACGCACUAUCGAAUAAAUCGAUAAUAAAUAAAUAUAUCAAUAAGAUACAUAAACAUUGUACAUAUAUAAAAAAUCUUUCAUACCAUUAUACAUAGAUACGUUACCCAGUAGGUUCCCUAUAAUAUAUCUUAACUCUCCUAUAUACAAUAUGUACAAAGGGAAAUAAAAACAAUUUGUACUUGCAGAAAACCGUGGAAAAUAAAAACGUAGAAGUAAAACGGAAAUAUACAAUACGCGCGCAUCGCAUACAACGUACACUCUUAGAAAAGUUCCUUUAUACUAGUUAUUAUAUAAUACAGGCGACGGGUGUGACUCCGUCUGAGAUUUACAAAAAUAAUGUCUUAUAGUGAGCUCACAGCCCACAGCCCACUACCUGUCGCACCGCUUCGCACCGCCCGCGCCAUCUGCCGGACAAAGCAUACCAGCGGUUAGAAAUGACAACGCUAUACUUGCAUUAAUAUUUUAUUCAACGUGCCAACAUAAAUAUACCUGUAUUAUGUACAAAAUAUAUAACCUAUAUAAAUUAAAUUGUUAAAGACCAAACAAUACCUAAGUUCAAGUAUUAUCAACUUGUUAAAUAAAAUCCGUUUAUGUUAAGGUUUAACCGAACGUCAAGGACGCGGCAAGGACACGUAAUAAUUAGUAAAGAUACGUGUAGCGAGCAUUACCUAAAGCUAGGAUUAUUUUGAGUAUAUAAUAGUUAAAAAAUUCUUAUGAUCUAUUUAUCCUCUCCUACCCAACUUUAACCCUUUCACUCCCGUUUUGUACCCAUAAGCUGUGCUAUACGUAUUGCUAUUCCACUGGUCUUCUUGACAGUCAGAUGAAGCAGGAGUGAUUCGUGGGGUCCCCCUAUUUGACGCUGUAUGAUUCCGCCCCGAGUGGGCGGCGGGUUUGUCAGUGCAAUCCCCCAAACUGUCAGUGCCAUGUCCCUUAAUGUUGUUAUGUCUCCAAGUGGCCAUACCGGUGUUUUCGGUAGGUGGUCUAGUCUCUUCAUCAUCAGGUAAGGCAAGACCAAACUCCCGUCGUAACCGCAAGCUUAGGUUUUCCCUUUGGCGCUCUGUGGCUGUCGGCUGAGCGUCAAACACACCUGUGAAAAC